AUGUCUAAGGAGAAUAAAUGUUCCCGUUUCAAAAAAUCAAAAAAGCAAAUUGACACUCUUAAUGACUUUUACCAAAAGCAAUAAAUCUGGGGAUAAAACACAAUCAAAGAAAUAGCAAACCUUACCAAUUUACCAAAAGAAAAGAUAUAUAAAUGGUAUUGGGAUCAAAACAAGAAGUUCAAGUAGGAGGUGCCCUUAGAUGAUGUUGAAGGAGAGAUCGUAGUCAAAUAGGAUCAAUUGAGUUCGAAAACCCAUGAAAUACUAUUGUGUAGUGGCCUUUAAUUAAAUUAAAGAUUAGAUGAAAAUUUAAAAAAUAGGCUCAUCAAAUUAGCCAGAGAUUUGAUUUUAAUGAAAUGA
This is a messenger RNA of Paramecium tetraurelia, 357 nucleotides long. RefSeq lists its product as uncharacterized. The record is from RefSeq and is a predicted model, not a curated record. The transcript has a single exon. NCBI's taxonomy places the organism in Eukaryota, Ciliophora, Oligohymenophorea, Peniculida, Parameciidae. Gene Ontology annotation, molecular function: DNA binding.